CAGCAGCGUGAACGCAGACGGGUUACAAUGUCACUGGAGAGAUGUCAAAGUGAAUGGACUGAAAUAGACCAAGAACAUCAACAAUUACAGGAAACUCACAAAGUCUACAGACAGAAGCUGGAUGAGCUGAGCAACCUGCAGGCGAUAUGCAGCAGUGCCAUUAGCAAACAGAGAAAAAGACUGAAAGACCUCAAGAAAAGUCUUCAUAAGUGUGCAAAAACAUGCAAUGGGAAGGAAUUAGAAGUGGUAAAUGACCUACAGGUCCAAAUUAAAGAAAGGCAAAAUGUAUUUUUUGACAAGGAAGCCUAUUUGCCUAAGAAGAAUGGAUUGUACUUAAAUUUGGUCCUUGGAAAUGUGAAUGUUACACUCCUCAGCAACCAAGCAAAAUUUGCCUACAAAGAUGAAUAUGAGAAGUUCAAACUUUAUAUGACCAUAAUACUUAUGUUUGGUGCCAUUACCUGUCUCUUCCUUCUCAACUACCGGGUUACAGAUGAAAUCUUCAAUUUUGUAUUGGUGUGGUAUUAUUGCACUUUGACGAUAAGAGAGAGUGUGCUCAUGAGCAAUGGCUCCCGAAUUAAAGGCUGGUGGGUUUCACAUCACUAUGUCUCAACCUUUUUAUCAGGUGUUAUGUUAACAUGGCCAGAAGGUCCAAUGUAUCAGAUGUUCAGAAGUCAGUUCCUGGCCUUCUCCAUCUAUCAGAGUUGUGUGCAGUUUCUUCAGUAUUAUUAUCAGAGCGGCUGCUUGUAUCGGUUACGAGCUCUGGGCGAAAGAAACCAGCUGGACCUGACAGUGGAGGGAUUUCAGUCGUGGAUGUGGAGGGGGCUCACAUUCCUCCUUCCAUUUCUAUUCUUUGGCCAUUUUUGGCAGCUGUAUAAUGCUGUGACACUUUUUAAGUUGUCUGCCCUUGAUGACUGCAAGGAAUGGCAGGUGUUCAUGUUGGCCUUGACUUUUCUCGUCUUGUUCCUGGGUAAUUUUCUCACCACUGUGAAAGUGGUCCACCAAAAACUCCAGAAGAACAAAGGGAAGAUCAAAAAGAACUGAUGAGAAGCUGGAAUAGUUCAUACCCAAUGAGGCCAGUGUGGAACUCGCAGAACUGAACUACAAAGCGCACAAAACUGUUUCGUCUAUUGAGUCGUGUUCCAUGAAAACAAGCUGUUUGGAGAGAGUCUGAGGAAGAUGUUGACAUCUCUCAAACUCAUUUUGACAGCAACAGUAGAAACUCGAGAUUAUGCGUCAUGUUGCCCUUUUGUCUGCCAUGUUUUUGCUCUUAUUUUAUGCAAUCAGAGCUAGGGUAAUGUUUGGGGUAGGUACCACUGAAAACCUUAAACAUUUUUAAACGCUGUAUACUUAAGUGAGAACACUUAUUUUGUUCUUUUGCAUGGAUCUGUUUACAAAAGCCACGUGCUGCUGAAAUGCAGAUGCUCGGUUCAGUGCGUUCUCAAAGGGAUUUCUGCUUUAUGUUUUAAAAAAAAGAAGCUGGAUGGUGUUACAGUAUAACUGAAUAAAUACUUGCGCUCCCACAAGGCUUUUAAACUAAAUCAUGGUGUAUGAUCAUGUAUUUUUUUUUUUUUUGUGAGUGUUUUAAUAAGGGAAAUUGAGUGUAUUGUGAGUAUUUUAAUAAGGGAAAGUGAGUGUAUUGUGAGUGUUUUAAUAAGGUGUUUUUGCACGUUAAGGCUUGUCAGUACAGUAAUUGAACAAGGCCAAAUCCUUAAAUCAAGGUCACAUGACAUAUCCUGACACCUUAAAAAUGUGGUUUUGUUUAUAUAUAAUUAAUGAGAAUGAUGGCAAUAAAGCUGCAUUAACACUUUAAAGUACAUUUUCUUGCCUUUAAUUUACACCUGUUUGGUAGUUGUUUUUAAAGGCCUAGACAUGUAAAUUACAUAAACCGGUGGAAAUGCUAAACAAUAUUUUGCAUAAUGUACUGUUAUCAGUCAACUGUGAGUGAAUGCUGUUAGAAUUACAUCUACUGUAACAGAACUGUUUCAAGAGUGUAUGUUUUUGCUGGCAAAUGUAAUUUGACUGACCAUGUAAAAUGUCAAAGGAACAAUUUGCCCGAUAAUGCAACAUUUAUUAAUGGGUAUUUCACCCAAAAACUGUUGCUUUUCCAUGAAACACAAAAGUUGUUGGUCUCAGCCAUCAUUCACUUUCCUUGCAUAAUUUUUCCAAACAAUUAAAGUGAAUGGUGACUGAGACUAACAUUCCGUUUAAGGAAAGUCAUACUAGUUUGGAACAACAUCAAUGAUGACAGAAUUUUUGCAACUGGUAACUGGAUAUUUGUUUGCCUUAAUGCUGUUCUUUGCCUAUUUACAUCUGGUUCAGUUUAGUCCAAAAUCCAAGUGUGUUGUACUAUUUGGAAUUGCAUAUGCUCCAUAAUUUGUAAUUGAAGGGGAAAGCUGUACAAGUGAUUUCUCAGUUGGGAAAUGCACCGUUGAUCUCUGUUUAAAUCUUCAUAAUUCAUCUGUAACAAUUGUCACUAUCCACAAAAUAUUGUAUUUUUCUGAUAUGUGAUAUCUUUAUUCGCAUUGGAGGGGGAACUGACUGCACUUUUUGCUUGAACAUAAAAUAAGCCCUCAAACUGCAGGAAAGAACGUUUCCAGGGGGCUAAUUAGAUGUCAAGCUUAAUUUCCAUUCUGCCAUCUAUUGCUAUAUAAGGCAAAUAAAAUCAAUCUGAUGCAAUCUCUGUGGCCUCAUGUGAAAAUCAGACAAGUUUUACACGUUCACCG
Molecule: messenger RNA, 2723 nt
Organism: Xyrauchen texanus (razorback sucker)
Lineage: Eukaryota; Metazoa; Chordata; Actinopteri; Cypriniformes; Catostomidae
Product: transmembrane protein 120B-like
Exons: 12
Coding region: 28-1041 (337 amino acids)
Biological process (GO): fat cell differentiation
Cellular component (GO): membrane
Source: RefSeq, a predicted model, not a curated record